AGAAAAAAAGGCUGAAAAUCUUCCUGGGCUAGGGUUUUAGCGGCUGUCGAAGACCACGAAACUGAAGGCAAGGGCGUGAGCCGAUACGCUGUGCGAGAGAGAUCGAUGUCGAAGAAGAAUAAUCUUGCCCGCAGAAAAAGGCAGCAUGAAUUCGAUCUCCAAAGGGAGAAAAAAGAUAAGGAAAAGAUGACGAAGAAGCUUCAAGCAAAGAAGAAUAAGAUGAAAGUCGAUAGUGGCGACAAGAAAAAAAAGAGUGGAAGUGGGUUUCAAGUGGGAAAGAGAAAAGUGAAGACCAAAUUGACAGCCUUGGCAAAAGCUAAAGCUGCCCAAGCCAUGGAGGUUGACAAAUGAGGUCCGAUUUGAACAAUUUUAUGCUUAGGUAGUGAAGUUAGCAAGCAAAAUCUCUUGGGAGCUAAAUAUGCUUGAUUUGUUGAGCUUAAUGAUCUGUAAUGUUGAAGGAAGUAUCAUCAUGAAUGUUAUCUUUGCUUUCACAUUUUCUUUACUGAUGUAAUUUUCUUAUGAUGAUUAAUAUUUGAUGAAAGAUUUGGAUGUGGUGGUAA
Carya illinoinensis is the source of this 560-nucleotide messenger RNA. RefSeq lists its product as uncharacterized. NCBI's taxonomy places the organism in Eukaryota, Viridiplantae, Streptophyta, Magnoliopsida, Fagales, Juglandaceae. The record is from RefSeq and is a predicted model, not a curated record. Bases 106 to 351 code for a protein of 81 amino acids. The transcript has 3 exons.